ACAACAGUAUCGUUAGCAACGUCCGAUGGACUGGACGUUUAACGGGUGUUCUCGAAUAUGUGUGCACUAUACAUAAGCACACUAUCACUAAUGUUUAUUAGUUUCACAUUAGUUCGGUGACUGUACUGUGCUUGUAUACUCUUUGGUGCUGUGUAUCCCGCGAACUGAAUUGAAGUGUGGUUGUAAGAUAGAGACAGAAAUAUUGUAUUGUACUUCGAGGAUAAAAUAGCUGUCUUUCUCAGCUGUCAAUUCCAUAAAUUUCCACAAAAUCAGCUGAUAGCAAUUGUGUCGACAGCGGCGACUUGAGCUCGCUUGCUGACAUCACUGGUCGCUACCGCUGGCGCUAGUAGCUUGCGCGUUCGCUUUCCACCGCUUUUUGCGUCAGUCAUGCUCCGGUAGCGCACGCAGAUGGAUGUCGCGAGCACGAACGGUCCGUCGCUGCGGCUUCGCGGCGGCGUCAACAAUCACAGUGACAGUAAAAAAUAUGAGUUGAAUCUGUGCACAAGUGUAAUGUCGGCGGAGACCAAGCGUCUCCUGCCGCCCACCACGGAGACUAUCAUGACGAAGCCGUUCCCUAUAAGAGGUGAACGUGCAAACUACGUAAACAUUCCCCAUGUGAUUGCGAUGGUGGGUCUGCCCGCCCGAGGCAAGACAUACAUAUCAAAGAAACUCUCACGGUACCUGAACUGGAUAGGCAUUAAUACAAGGGUAUUCAACUUGGGUGAAUACCGGCGGCAUGCGACUACCGCGUACACAAGUCACGAGUUCUUCCGCGCGGACAACAAGGAGGCGAUGGCCAUCCGACAGCAGUGCGCGCUGGACGCCCUGCACGAUGUCUGCGAGUGGCUUGUUAAAGGUGGAGAGGUCGCUGUGUUUGACGCAACCAAUUCGACGAUGGAGCGACGGCGGAUGAUCCGCGACAUCGUAGUACAUAAGAUGGGCUUUAAGCUGUUCUUUGUGGAAUCCAUAUGUGACGACCCGAGGAUCAUUGAACAGAAUAUUAUGGAAGUAAAAGUAAGCAGUCCGGACUACACGAAUAUACAGAACAUGGACAAUGUGCUCAAUGACUUUUUACUCCGGAUAGAGCAUUACAAGGAAAAAUAUGAGCCGCUCGAUGAGACGCUGGAGGCGGAGUGCAGUUUUAUGAAGAUAUAUGACACGGGGGAGAAGGUGGUUGUACAUAAACAUGAGGGACAUAUACAAAGUCGCAUUGUCUAUUAUCUGAUGAAUAUACAUAUUGUGCCUAGAACUAUAUAUUUGACAAGGCACGGAGAGAGCAUGCACAAUUUGGUGGGUCGUAUCGGUGGAGACAGUGAGUUGUCAGCACGCGGGCGGCAGUACGCCAGCUCGUUGGCGACGUACAUCGAGCAGCAGCAGAUCCCUGGUCUGCGGGUCUGGACCUCGUGGAUGCGUCGCGCCAUACAAACUGUCAACGACGUACGAGCUCCUCAGGAGAGGUGGAAGGCGUUGAAUGAAAUUGAUGCUGGUAUAUGCGAAGAGAUGACAUACGCAGAGAUCCAGGAGAAAUACCCAUCGGACUUCAACGCGCGAGACGCCAACAAGUUCGCGUACCGCUACCCGCGCGGUGAGAGCUACGAGGACCUGGUGGCGCGCCUCGAGCCUGUCAUCAUGGAGCUGGAGCGUCAGGGCAACGUGCUCGUCGUCUCACACCAGGCUGUCAUGAGGUGUCUGCUCGCCUACUUCCUGGAUAAAUCUGCCGAAGAGUUGCCGUAUCUCCAUGUACCGCUGCAUACAGUGAUCAAGUUGACGCCGGUAGCUUACGGCUGUCGAGAGGAACAUGUUGCGUUGCCAGUCGCCGCUGUUGAUACACACCGUCCCAAGCCCGCGGAUAAAGAAGAAGAUGCCGCAACUGACAAAACGUACGUGAUCCCAGCACCGCGCAUCAAGCCGCCAACUCCGCUCGUCAAUGGCGACACAAACGGAGAACAAAGCAUCAAAACUCCAUCCCAUUAACAAACAUCGUAGCUAUUUAACAAAUUGAAACUAUUAUAUUCAAGUUUAAAUAAUACACGUCCUGAGGUUGACAAAGAUUAAAGAAAGCAGUGCAUAAUCUAUGACAUCGCAACAAAGAUUAAAAAAGCAAUGCAUAAUCUGUGACAUGUCGUGUGCGGAAUGGCGGUGAACUUGAGACUGAUGUUAGUGAGUUUAGACAUCUAAGUCAUGUUAUCGUGUAUUUAAAAUGAAAAAUGUGUAAAAAAUAUGAAAUCAAAUUUCAUCUACAUUUUUAGUCCCCUUUAGUAUCUAAGCAGCGCCGAGUUGCAGUGACGUUCUGUUUUUCGUUCAGAAACCUACAUCCAUAAACAAAUGAGAUCAAUUGUUUUUCUAAAUAAUUUAUAU
Molecule: messenger RNA, 2358 nt
Organism: Papilio machaon (common yellow swallowtail)
Lineage: Eukaryota; Metazoa; Arthropoda; Insecta; Lepidoptera; Papilionidae
Gene: Pfrx
Product: 6-phosphofructo-2-kinase/fructose-2,6-bisphosphatase
Exons: 10
Coding region: 409-1974 (521 amino acids)
Biological process (GO): fructose metabolic process; fructose 2,6-bisphosphate metabolic process
Cellular component (GO): cytosol
Molecular function (GO): ATP binding; 6-phosphofructo-2-kinase activity; fructose-2,6-bisphosphate 2-phosphatase activity
Source: RefSeq, a predicted model, not a curated record